This is a messenger RNA of Paramormyrops kingsleyae, 1491 nucleotides long. The record is from RefSeq and is a predicted model, not a curated record. Lineage: Eukaryota; Metazoa; Chordata; Actinopteri; Osteoglossiformes; Mormyridae.
CACUGAUUAACUGGCACUGUCUCAGUGUUUAAUUUCAUUUUGGUUUCAGCAGACUCCUUCCUGCAGUGAAAUCAGCUGCCACACGAACCAGAAACCUUCCCAGCAGGGAGUCGGAGAGGGUAACAAAGAGGAGGGGGAAUUCCUGGUAUCUGAGGUUGAAGGGACUGUGAACGAGAGCCCCCAAAAGAUGAAGGACGCAGCGGUUCAGGAUGUGACUGAGGAGGAGCUGACUGGUUCUCUUUCAUUACACACUGAUGAGAGGAGCAGAGAGUGUGUGAAACCUCCAAACCCAGCAAGGAGAGUGGAUGAAUCCUCCCAAACCUUUGCUUGCUCUCAGGAUCCAUUCUCCUACACUGCAGACAUUGACCUGCACAGACAUAUCAAAAUAUCUCACCCCAAGGAGUAUAUCAGACAGCUGAGGACUGGAUCUGUCAACACAACCCAGGAUUCACCAACUUCUGCUGGCCCCAGUGCCACUCAGCCCAGUACAGACACAAUCAGGACCCUGGAAGUAGCCAGUACAGACACACUGACAGCACAACAGGGUUCCCAGGGUGAGAUGACUUUUAAUAUAAACAGAGGCUGUAAAAUACACAGGCAGACUCUCACAGAGAAGUCCCAUCGGUGUUCUCAGUGUGGGAAGAGCUUCAGUCGAUUAGGAUACCUAGAGAGACACAAGCAGAUUCACACAGGAGAGAGGCCCUACCAGUGCUCCCAGUGUGGGAAGAGCUUCAGUCAGUCAGGAACCCUACAGAAGCACCAGCGGAUUCACACAGGAGAGAGGCCCUACCAGUGCCCCCAGUGUGGGAAGAGCUUUAGUCAGUUAGGAAACCUAAAGAAGCACCAGCAGAUUCACACAGGAGAGAGGCCCUACCAGUGCUCCCAGUGUGGAAAGAGCUUUAGUCAGUUAGGAAACCUAAAGACACACCAGCGGAUUCACACAGGAGAAAGGCCCUACCAGUGCUCCCAGUGUGGAAAGAGCUUUACUGUGUUACGAAACCUAAAGAUCCACAAGCGGAUUCACACAGGAGAGAGGCCCUACCAGUGCUCCCACUGUGGGAAGAGCUUUAGUGAGUUAGGAAGCUUAAAGAGACACCAGCGGACUCACACAGGAGAGAACCCCUACCAGUGCUCCCAGUGUGGGAAGAGCUUUACUGCGUUACAAACCCUAAAGAUCCACCAGCGGAUUCACACAGGAGAGAGGCCCUACCAGUGCUGCCACUGUGGGAAGAGCUUUAGUGAGUUAGGAACCCUAAAGAUCCACCAGCGUAUUCACACAGGAGAGAGGCCCUACCAGUGCUCCCACUGUGGGAGGAGCUUCAGUCGAUUAGACAUCCUAAAGAAGCACCAGCGGAUACACAUGAGAGAGAAGCCCUACCAGUGCUCCCAGUGAUUAUCUCGAUUAUGACACAUUGAGAAGCACCACCAGACCCACUCAGUUGACAGUUCAUUAUCACAGUCAGUCCAAUAAAUGUUUGUUCUUGAAUUUUU